Molecule: messenger RNA, 3546 nt
Organism: Schistocerca gregaria
Lineage: Eukaryota; Metazoa; Arthropoda; Insecta; Orthoptera; Acrididae
Product: putative ribosomal RNA large subunit methyltransferase YwbD
Exons: 2
Coding region: 19-1560 (513 amino acids)
Molecular function (GO): methyltransferase activity
Source: RefSeq, a predicted model, not a curated record
UAUAAGCAGAGGAGGGAUAUGAUAUUGAGUCGUGGGUUGCAAAAGCUGUUGGUCAAUCGAAAAACCCUAUAUCUGGACCGAGGGAAACUUCCCGCAUUCAAAGGUAGGGAGGGUUUCGUUCCAUUUGUUGUACCUCUCAACAACUCGCAAUCAGUACAUGGAAACCUACUCAUAGAUCGUACCUUAUCGUCGCCGAUUCAAGUCGUCAACUGGGAAAAAACACCAGUAUCCGAGGCAUACAUAGAAAAGGCGAUAAAACUCGCUUGGGAGGCUCGAUACAAAUACAGCGAACUCUGUGACGCUUCCGACUCUUCGACUGCCUUUCGUCUUGUAAACAGCUCUUCCGAUAGGCUGCCUGCUAUUUCCAUCGACGUAUAUGGAAAGUAUGGGGCUAUUCACUUGUACAGUCAAUUUUGGAACAUAUACAAGGGUUUUAUAGCGAAACAGCUCAUCCAAAAUCGAUUUUCAAAACUUAUCGAAGGCGUCUACUUAAUCGAUCACACACGCUCCACUCCGAGGCAUCCUCUGCCUUGUCCUACACCGGUACAUUACAACGCGAGAUCGCAUUGUAUAGCAGGUCGAAGUGCUUCAAAAAACGUUACAGUUGUCCAAGAACACGGAAUCAAAUACAAAAUUCGGCUUGACAACGGACCGGCUCUCGGUUUGUACCUAGACCAACGUCAGAAUAGAUAUAAAAUUUUAAACUUGCUCCGCGAUUUGCCGGACAACCCAGGCAACGCACCUAAAUCACUCUUGAACGCUUUCUGCUUUACCGGCUCGUUUUCGCUAAUUGUCGCUAAAACACUCAACGCUUUCACCACAAACAUAGACGCCAGCUCGUUUGCCAUCCACUGGGUCAAGGAGAACUUCAUGUUGAAUGAAAUCGAACUCGCAAAUCAUGAGUUCCGUAUUGAUGAUGUGUUUCAAGCUCUGGUCAAGUUGAAUCGUGAAAAAAGGAGCUUUAAUCUAAUUGUACUCGACCCGCCAACUGUGUCUCAUGUCCGUCUUCGGACAGGUCAAAAAACAGUUUUUUCAACCUCCGAGAAUUAUAGCGACUUAAUAGCUCUGGCAGCGCCCCUAACGGCUACCAAUGGCUACUUAGUGGCCUUCGUCAAUACGCACAAACUAGACAAAGAGCGCUGGCAAAGCGCUAUUCAAGAAGGUUUGGUGGCGGCGCGUCAAAAAGUUAAAACAGAGCUUGAAGAAGAAAUGCACACAAACAUGCGACACACUAUGCGAAAGCGAGGCGUCAAAGUCAAAUAUCGCCAACGCGCUCUAAAACGAAUCAAGUUCGAGAUCAACUCAAGGGAUAUGGAAAACAUGUUCAAAUUCGAGUGGAUCGAUUAUUGGACGCAAGAUGCAAGGGAUUUUCCAUGGAUAGAAGAUCAAUUAAAAUAUUUGCACGGAAUUGUCUUAAAGAGGAUAACGCCUUUUGAUGUAAAAAUCAAACCUCCAAAAAUGCCAAACUUCCCCGUCAAUGCAUACCAUACGUCUAAGCAAUCGAGAAUCAAGAACCUACAACUCAGAGAACGACAAAUGCAAACAAAAAAUCAGGUUUAACUGUGUGCUUGCAUUAAGGCGCUUGCAUGAGAUGCAAUCGUUGCUCAGCGUAUCACUGGUAUAAGUAAUAGUCAACUUUAGUAUUACGGUUGUACUUGCAUAUGUGCAUGCUCAUCUGUCGACUUAGAAAUUGGCAUUAAGCGUUAGUUUUGUAUAAUUUCUUCGUAUCUAACGGUUACGUAAGCUACAUAAGCCAUUUUUGGUACAAUCCAUCACUCAUUUUUGCGCUAUGUAACUAGUGCAAACGAACAUAUAUACAUCUACACCUUGGCGCCCGAUGUAGUUCUUUCGUAAUACCUCCUUUUCUUCUCAUCGAUAUGAGCCAAGUACCACGUCUUUGGAAACAAUUCUUGAACUGAAUGCUUCGGUGUAAAAUUAGACACUUGACUUGUUUCAUCGUAUGCAUCUACCAUUUCGUUAUAGACCCUCGGCGAAACCACUUUACGUAGUGUGAAUCGUUCUCUGAUGUCGACUGGGUUCACCACUUUUGCAAUGCUGGAUUUGACAUACACCGAAAACAUAGAAGCAGUCAGUCCUGAUCCAAAAGAGAACAGCAGAAUUCGCUUACCAACCAGCUGGUCUUGUUUCGUAAGGAGCAAUGAAAUCAGCGCAGAGUAAAGGGAGGCUGCAUAGCAGUUCCCUAGAUGCCGAGGUAGAAAAGUGCUGUCCAAAACUUUAUCUUGGUAAAGUGACCGAGAUUUGCUCAAAAAAAUUUUUUCCAUUUCUCGUUUGUCCUGGGCAGAAAUCUGCAUCAGCUGUAGAUGUAUAUCUGCAAAUUUUUCUGAAUGCGGAGUUGCAAGAUAGUCCUUGUAUAAUAGCCAUGCAAUUGAUUUUUGAACAAGUUUAUUAUAAGGUGAGUGAAAGCAAACAAAGUCGGCUAAAUCCAAAUUGAAUUCCGCCUGAUAUUGAGCCUUGUAUUUUUUUGCGUAGAGUUCAUAGCAGCAGCUGAGUGCCUUUAAGUAACAGUCAUUCGAGAACGGCCCAUCUACUACUGGAUACUCUACAUUGAGAUUUGGCUUGUAGAAAUCCCACGUAUUUUCCAUAUAUGAGCUGCGAAGACGACGAUCGAAAACAACUGGCGCGUCUGGACCUAGAAGUAUCGCAACAGCGCCAGCACCACCUGUUGGACGUGCGUUGCCCUUGCUAUAACAAGCGAUGUCGCCUGUCACAACUAGAGCAAGGCGCCCGUCCCAAGCACUGGAUUCUAUCCAAUUCAGCGAGUUAAAUAUAGCGCUCGUUCCUCCAUAGCAAGCGCUCUUGACAUCGGCGCCCUCAAUGUCUGUGUUUCCGCUCGCGAAAAACAGAUCCAUUAAGAGUGAUUUAGUCGGCUUGCUUUUGUCGAGUAUGGUUUCGGUGCCGACUUCCAGUCGGCCAAUGGAACGAGGAUCUAUGCCAUAUUUUUCCAACAAAUUGUGAGCCACUAGAACGAAAUAAAAAUUUGGGAUAUGUCAAUAUUUCUCUCUGAUUUAAAAAUAAUGGCCCGUGCGUAUUGAUAAAUAAAACAAGAGACAAAAACUGCGCGGACUGCUGCAGUUAUCUACAAAAGGGCACUAUGAAAUAGACUAAAAACUUCAAUUACUUAGCGACUGGUAGGGAUGAUAUGGUAAAGUAUACAAGAAGAAGAGAAGUACAGCACAUAACUACAAUUCGCAUGCAAAUUUGAAAAAACAAAUUUUAAAUCAAUUAGUAUUAAGUCAAGUGGACCUACCAAUGGAAGAGGUGCAAAAUCUGGGCAUAUCGUACGCCAUGUGUACUUGUUAAAGUACAAUAGACUCUUUAAUGACGUUACACUCGUUACUUCAGCACGAAGACGAGUCUAUUUAUUGAGAAAAAAGGCUGGACAAUAGAGACGAUAUCGAAACACAUAUUUUGUGUGGAUUAUCGAACAGAUUUUAAAAGAUAAUAAUAAUUGCCGUAUAUACUGGCGAUGCACAUCAAAACUAGAGACUUAUUUUUUACAUGUAAAUGCGCACAAUUCGAUUUAAA